AUGGGAGCCCAUUUGAGCGUCGAAGACAACAACGAGAUGUUCUUAUCCAAGGAACGUCAUGUUCUAGGCGGCCGAAAGCAGAAGAAACGAGCUGAGCAAGGGGCUUGCUUCUUUGGAGGGAGGAUACCUGGACUGAAGCCGCUCAAUAAGUCUCCCAUAUCGACCGACUCCUGCGCUACAACGAUGGCGUCCACUGCAAAGAGCAGAGAUCAUUACUGUCCCAGCGCUUCUAAGGAUGACCCAUGUGAUAUCUGUCGUGGAGAGUUUGAUUCCUCUAGAUCUGGCUUCACCGAACCGACUUCAUCCCGAAGGAGCUCUGAACGAUGUUCCAUUCGUCAUCUGGAUGGGUCCAGUCAUCGUGAUGAGAUGACGGGUUUCUUGCGCGAGGUAUUCCAAGGCUUUGAAGAGGAAGAAUCAUCUCCUCAAGGUGCUUCUUGUGGCCACAGACGCCAGAGAACGCAUGAAGUCAACGACCUGCUGCAUCAAAUAGAUCCGCAACUAUCUACGCAGCUGGUUACCCCCAUCUCGUCGGCAGAGGACUUGCAAGAGGAUGCAGUGUACCCGGAGCCUGCUGGAAGGCUACUUGGAUGCGACAGCCUGUCAGAUUCAGAAGACUCUACACCAUGCUCUUCUCCUGUCUCACUUAGCGGCAUCAAAGAGACGCAGCCAGUUGGUCACAGUGAGGAGGAUCACCAACCUCAGCCAGUCGUAGAGCAAAGCUGUACCCUCAAAGCGUCAGCGGCAUUGUCUGAUCCCGACUCGUCAAACAUCACUGGCACGGCCUCGCAAGAGCACUUGCAAAUGGAAAGGUGUCGGUAUCAAUACUGGGGUGAUCGGUUAGAACAGCAAGGGAGACUGCAAGAGGCUCUUCACUACUACGGACUUUGCUUUCAGCUAGAAGAAGCACUCGACACUUCUCUAGACGACUCAGCAGCUAUACAUCUCAAGAUUGGGAUCGUCUAUUGGAAGAUGAGUGCCUAUCAAGAAAGCCUAAACGCUUUGUACUUUGUCCUUUCAAUGUACGAAGACGCCUUGGGCCCCACGUGGCUAGAGCAGUCGCCCAACUUUCUGAAUGCCACCACUCUUGCGGUGUCAGAGACUUUUUUGCUCUUGGGGCGGGUGCAUUUGUCCCUUGGCGAGAGCGACGAAGCUAGGGAUCAUGUAAAACAAUGUCUCUCUGUUCUCUCUACCUCCCACCAUAUGGAAGACGACUUGAUCCAUCCUAUAUUUGCUCGUGCCUUGCACAGUCUUGGGAUGACGUAUGAAGCUUGCGGCCGCCAUUCCAAGGCUCUAAAGUACUACUACGAAGCCUUGAACAUGCAACGACAAGUGUAUGGGAAUUCGCAUGUAGAUGUUGCUGCCUCACUAGCAUCGAUUGGAUCUCUCCAAGAGAAGCUGGGGUCAUACGACAUGGCAAUGAAGUGUUUGGUGGAUGCGUUGGCUAUCUACGAGUCCCAGCCUACACUAGAGGGCUGUCAGGUAGAUAUCGGAUCAAUCCUGACCCUCAUCGGAUGGAUAUGUUUCUUGCAGGGCCACGAUGAAUCAGCCAUGGAAGCCUACCAAGAGUCAGUCGACAACUUCACAGCUGUGCUGGGCCCCAAUCAUCGCAACGUGGCAUCGGUUCGUGUUCAAAUUGGAAUGAUUCACAAUAAAUGCGGACGUUGCGAAGAAGCCCUUGCAACCUACAAAGCAGCCCUGACACUUCAACGUCGGGCGCUUGGUGACGUCCACGAGGAUGUAGCCAUUACCUUGGAUGCGAUGGCAACGAGCUAUGAUGGCCUGGGCAAGUACCGAAAGGCCAUUUCAACCCUAGAUGAGGCACUGCACAUUCGGCGCGGGGCGCUUGGAAAACGACACCUUGACGUCGGGAAAACCUUUGCCAACUUGGGAGAUCUCCAUCUGAAGAUACAAAAGGAGCAGCUUGCAAGGCAAUGCUAUUCGAACGCUUUUAAGAUCUUCCAGGCAAAUGAAGUGCCUUCUGACGACAUGAGACUCCAGGCCGUCUCUAGGUCACUUCAGACAUUGAGUCCCAGGCGCUAUGCAUGA
This is a messenger RNA of Seminavis robusta, 2046 nucleotides long. The record is from the annotation of a GenBank genome assembly. NCBI's taxonomy places the organism in Eukaryota, Bacillariophyta, Bacillariophyceae, Naviculales, Naviculaceae.